AUGAAAAAUCACUCUGAAAUAACAACAUUCAUCCUACUAGGAUUAACAGACGACCCAAGACUACAGGUUUUUCUUUCAGUGUUUCUGUUUCUCACCUACACUUCCACUGUUGCUGGAAAUCUAGUCAUUAUCCUCCUCACUCUGGUGAGCUCUCACCUUAAAACACCCAUGUACUUUUUCCUUCGGAACUUCUCCAUCUUAGAAAUAAUCUUUACGACUGUCUGUGUUCCUCGAUUCCUGUACAGCAUGACAACUGGAGACAAAAGAGUGAGCUAUAAUGCUUGUGCCAUCCAGCUAUUUUUUGUCAUCCUCAUCGGGGCAACAGAAUUUUUUCUUCUAACUGCCAUGUCCUAUGACCGCUACUUGGCCAUCUGCAAGCCCCUGCACUACACCACCAUCAUGAGUGAAGAGGUCUGCACCAUUCUGGUCCUUUGCUCUUGGCUGAUUGGGUUAAUUGUCAUACUCCCACCACUUAGCCUGGGAGUUCAGCUAGAUUUCUGUAACUCCAAUCUCAUUGACCAUUUUGGCUGUGAUGCAUCUCCUCUUCUAAAGAUUGUGUGCUCAGACACUCAAUUUAUAGAGCAACUUGUUUUAAUCAUGGCAGUGCUGACCCUCAUACUCACACUAGUCUGUGUAAUUGUGUCUUACACAUACAUCAUCAAGACUAUUUUAAGACUCCCUUUGGCUCAGCAAAGAAAAAAGGCUUUCUCUACUUGUUCCUCCCAUAUGAUUGUAGUUUCCAUCACUUAUGGGAGUUGCAUCUUUAUCUAUAUCAAACCAGCAAAGGAAGGUGUGGCCAUUAAUAAGGUGGUGUCCCUUCUCAACACUUCCAUUAUUCCUUUGAUAAACCCUUUCAUUUAUACUCUACGGAAUAAGCAAGUCAAACAAGCCUUCAGGGACUCUAUUAAAAAAAUGGCAUUUCUUUCCAAAAAUUAGGUGACUAAAAAUAUUUUAUAAAGUAAAAAUACAUAUACAUAUGGAUUUCAAUAUUUUACUAUGUGUUCUAAUUCAGAUCUACAGAGCAGAACUAAAGGUACAGUCUGAUUAAUCACUGAAAUUUCUUUUCUAUUUCUCUGAGAACCAUGGCCUGAAAAAAGUGUUAUGUC
Capra hircus (goat) is the source of this 1106-nucleotide messenger RNA. RefSeq names its product olfactory receptor 6C2-like. Gene Ontology annotation, molecular function: G protein-coupled receptor activity; olfactory receptor activity. Gene Ontology annotation, biological process: G protein-coupled receptor signaling pathway. Gene Ontology annotation, cellular component: membrane. NCBI's taxonomy places the organism in Eukaryota, Metazoa, Chordata, Mammalia, Artiodactyla, Bovidae. Bases 1 to 936 code for a protein of 311 amino acids. The record is from RefSeq and is a predicted model, not a curated record. The transcript has a single exon.